This is a messenger RNA of Ordospora pajunii, 189 nucleotides long. RefSeq lists its product as uncharacterized. NCBI's taxonomy places the organism in Eukaryota, Fungi, Microsporidia, Ordosporidae. Bases 1 to 189 code for a protein of 62 amino acids. The transcript has a single exon. The record is from RefSeq and is a predicted model, not a curated record.
AUGAUAUUGGCACUGUUUAUGCUGGCAUUAAUCUAUAGCGACAUGAUAAAUCAAAAGAUAAAAGAUUUGAUAAAUCAAAGCAUGGAAGAUAGUAUUAAGCCCAUAACAGCGAUGGAAGCCAUAACAGCGAUGGAAGCCAAUGAGCAAAAUAUGAUGAUUGAGGAUGUAGAAAUGAUGAUUGAGGUCUGA